Acytostelium subglobosum LB1 is the source of this 1326-nucleotide messenger RNA. RefSeq lists its product as hypothetical. Gene Ontology annotation, biological process: transcription elongation by RNA polymerase II; poly(A)+ mRNA export from nucleus; post-transcriptional tethering of RNA polymerase II gene DNA at nuclear periphery. The record is from RefSeq and is a predicted model, not a curated record. Bases 1 to 1326 code for a protein of 441 amino acids. The transcript has 3 exons. Gene Ontology annotation, molecular function: RNA binding; double-stranded DNA binding. Lineage: Eukaryota; Evosea; Eumycetozoa; Acytosteliales; Acytosteliaceae. Gene Ontology annotation, cellular component: transcription export complex 2.
AUGGAACUAAAUACACAUCUAACACAGCUAGCCGAUAGUAUCAAUAGGGAGAAUGGUCAAUUGAUGGCUGACCAUUUAUCAUUAAGUGAGAUAAUCUCAUUGACAAUAGAGCACGAGUCAACGGUGCCAUCAAUGCAUAGUAGGACAACACAACAAGAGAUAGCGUUCAAUAACAAAAUGAGCUUGCUCAAGAAGAUGGACAAUGUGAUCAAGCGCACCGUCGACCUCGACUCAUUCGUGCAGAACAAGAUGCAUCUGGCGCUCGACGCCGAGACGCGCAGAUCCUACCACGAGAUGACCGUGUCGCGUCUGCGCGCCGUCUCCUCCAUCUUUGACGGCCGCUACACCGACGCCUUCAAACAUCUCUCCGACGCCAUCACGGCAUUCCUCAAGGUGUUUGAGGUGUGGUCGACGCCCGUCAUGUGGAAGCUGACCUACAACAUCAGGAUAAUGGCCAAGCUGGUCAAUGCGGCGCCUUCAUCAUCGACGACGACAACAACGCCCGGCAGUGGCGGCAGCAGCGAACGCAAGAUCGACCCAUUCGAGGAGGCGUCACGUCUGCUCAAUCGAUGCUUUCAAAGUUCGGGCGCGGAUCGUGCCACCGACCUCGAGCUGUCAAAGAAGCGAGCGGCAAUGGGCAUCGUCAAUCAGCUGUUCCAGAUCUACUUCAAGCUGAACAAUCUGAAACUGUGCAAGAACUUGACCAAGACGAUUGAGAGCAAGCUCUACCCCGCACUGGACACCUAUCCCAUCAAACAAUGCAUCACAUAUCGAUUCUUUGUCGGACGUCUCGCAGCCUUUGACGGCGACUUUGUCAAAGCUCGCGAGUUCCUCCUCUUCUCAUUCAAUCAAUGUCCAUCAGAUAACCAGAAGAACAAGCGCCUGAUACUGUUAUACUUGAUACCAAUGCAAUUGUCGCAGUGUAUAUUCCCCAAGCAAUCAUUGUUGAUUAAGCAUGGUCUACAUCAAUUCGUUGGAAUUGUCAAGGGAAUGAAGACAGGCGACAUCAAACAGUUCAAUGAGUGUCUGUCCUCCAACCAGAACUACUUCAUCCAGAAAGGUAUUUACCUCAUCAUUGAGAAGUUAAAGAACAUCGUGUACAGAAAUCUAUUCAAGAAGAUAUACUUGAUCAAUGGCAAUGCACGUGUACCGAUUGGUCACUUUGUAACAGCGCUCAAGUGGGCAGAGAAUGAAACUGUUGAUGUGGACGAGGCAGAGUGCAUCAUUUCCAACCUGAUCUACAAUGGAUACAUCAAGGGAUACAUCAGUCAUAAGGUUGGACUGGUACUUAGUCCAACAAACCCAUUCCCUGCAUUCUGGAAAUAG